This is a messenger RNA of Anolis sagrei ordinatus, 766 nucleotides long. RefSeq names its product receptor accessory protein 6 (gene REEP6). NCBI's taxonomy places the organism in Eukaryota, Metazoa, Chordata, Lepidosauria, Squamata, Anolidae. The record is from RefSeq and is a predicted model, not a curated record.
CCCGCCCACCUGUAAGAGCUGACCGGCUUAGAGAUCCCUGCUGGUCUCCGUCUGGGCUUUGUUCUGCGAUGGACCCGCUGCAGCGUCGCUUCCAGGCCUUUCUGGACCAGCCAGGCUGGCUGGGCGACCUCCUGGGCGGGCUGGAGGCCAGGACCGGCGUUCAGCGCUAUUACCUGGCCACAGGUGUGGUGGCCUUCCUGGGCCUCUACCUGAUGUUCGGCUAUGGGGCCUCCCUCCUCUGCAACCUCAUCGGCUUCGUCUACCCCGCCUAUGCCUCCAUCAAGGCCAUUGAGAGCUCAGCCAAGGAGGACGACACGACGUGGCUGACCUACUGGGUGGUCUAUGGGCUCUUCAGCGUUGCCGAGUUCUUCUCCGACACUUUCCUCUACUGGUUCCCUUUCUACUACGUUGGGAAGAGCCUCUUCCUGGUCUGGUGCAUGGCGCCUGUCUCCUGGAAUGGCUCGCAGGUGCUUUACCGGCAUGUGGUGCGGCCCUGGUUCCUGCGGCACCACCAGACAGUGGACAGUGUCCUCAACGACCUCGGGGGGAGGGCUGCCGCCGUCUCCAAAGAAGUGCUCCAGUCUCUGGUCAACGGCUGAAUCCUUUUGCUGCCAAAGAAAAAGGGGGAGCUUCCAGUUGUUUGUGCAUCCAUUCAUCUUUUCCAAAGAAGGCAUCAAACGGACCUUUCGGGCAACAGAAGACUGAUAUAGAUAGAGAUAUAUAUAUUUGUAAACAACCCAAAACUCCAAAAUAAAAAGAUGCCGAA